Molecule: messenger RNA, 420 nt
Organism: Penicillium soppii
Lineage: Eukaryota; Fungi; Ascomycota; Eurotiomycetes; Eurotiales; Aspergillaceae
Exons: 1
Coding region: 1-420 (139 amino acids)
Source: RefSeq, a predicted model, not a curated record
AUGCUUUCUGCGCAGCCUGAGCAUCAUCUUGUGGUAUCAGACGAGAAGGUCAACGAAAGGGUCAUCGAGAACCUCGGUGAAUAUAUCACUCGGUUCCAGAUUGAGUUUCAGCCACCCAAUACCCCCUGGCAACAACGAGACCUUUACGAUGACUUUUCUAUCAAACUGAGUGGGCAUAGAUAUCUCGACAAUGGAGCAGUUAUUGGCAACGUUUUGCACCAGUUCCGGCCCCGAGCCGGAGGAUUUGACGCCAAUUUGUGCAUCUACUACCCUGCCUCAGUACCCGAGGAGCUCCUGGAACAACAUCGCCAACAAUUGGUGGUGGAGUUCACCAACUGGACAUAUUGUGAGAGCAUGCACUCAGGUCAACACACACUACCAACUAGGCCAAAAAGACCACUAUGUGAGCCGUCAUGCUGA